Messenger RNA from Zingiber officinale, 1173 nucleotides. RefSeq lists its product as uncharacterized. The record is from RefSeq and is a predicted model, not a curated record. The transcript has a single exon. The coding region runs from base 1 to 1173 and encodes 390 amino acids. NCBI's taxonomy places the organism in Eukaryota, Viridiplantae, Streptophyta, Magnoliopsida, Zingiberales, Zingiberaceae.
AUGAUUCUUAAGGAGGAGCCCCACGUGGAACCGGGCGAGAAGGUGCCUUUCUCUUUCAGAAUAUUGGAGGAGAAGUUGCCUAAAGGAUAUCGACCGCCAACCAUUGGAGAAUAUGACGGCAGCAAAGACCCCGAAGAUCAUCUGCGCAAAUUUAGGAACGCUGCCUUGCUACAUCAAUAUAGUGACGCUGUUAAGUGUCGAGUGUUCCUGAACACUCUCUCUGGCUCGGCACAAAAAUGGUUUAAUGGAUUGCCACAUGGAUCCAUUACCUUCUUUCAGAAUUUUAAGACUGUUUUCUUGCGUCACUUUGCUAGUAGCAAGAAAUACCAAAAAACAUAUCACUGCCUCUUCGCCCUUAAGCAGGGGUCAGCCGAACCCCUACGAAGCUAUAUCAAGCGAUUUAAUCAAGUAGCUCAGGACGUCCCAUCAGCUACUUCUGAGAUAUUGAUGAGUGCCUUCUCUCACGGAUUUGCAGAGGGGGAGUUCUUCCGGGAUCUUAUUCCAGAUCCAGUUAAGAAUUUUGAUAGCGUGCUGGAAAGAGCGACCAGUUAUAUUAACGUGGAGGAGGCCCAAGCUGCUCGAAGGAAGGCAGACCGAACGCUUGCCGCUGCUAACAAAUCGGAGAGGCGAGCACCUCAACAGCCAGCCCAACCCCUUCCCCGGGCGCGGGAAAUCAGGCCUCUCUUUCAGCCCGGGCAGGAAAUUAGACUAGCACCACGAGUCGCGACAGUUCAUGCCCCCCGACCUGGACCAUGGAAGUCCCGGUACUGCACUUAUCAUCGUUCCCGUACUCAUGAUACUAACCAUUGCUUUCAGUUCGCUCGGGAUUCUAGGCGAGCUGCUGAGCUAGGAUUACCGCCUCCAGAGUUAGCCCCUCAAGUGCUCAAAAUGAUGGAGGAGCAAUGUGCCGUAGCUGGGUCAGGAGGUAGAUCCCACCCCGACCCAGCGGGAUCUAAUGGUCAACAGCCUGGUCGGGUUAGGGAACCAGGAGAAGCUCAAGAUGCAGAAAAUCGCAACAAUGCAGCCGUCCGAGAGAUAGGCAUGAUCUUCGGAGGCCCAACUGACAGAGAUUCUGGGAGAGCGCGCAAGUCCCAUGUGUAUCACUUGGAGGUCUAUACCGUCGGAUGUAGUCAAGAGCAGGCUGCUGGCCCUGUCAUCAGCUUUGGGCCAUAA